Messenger RNA from Sphenostylis stenocarpa, 339 nucleotides. NCBI's taxonomy places the organism in Eukaryota, Viridiplantae, Streptophyta, Magnoliopsida, Fabales, Fabaceae. The record is from the annotation of a GenBank genome assembly.
AUGACUGAGUUGCAGAGGUCUGUAACAUCAUUCAGAAGACAAGGAUCUUCAGGGUUGGUGUGGGAUGACAAGUUCAUCACAGGCCUUGAGAACCAGAAUCAGAACCAAGAAGCCAAGGAUAAUAAUAAUCAGACUCGAGGUCAAAGGGAGAUGCAGGGUGUUGGAUCAAGUGCCACGUUGACGCGGAGCAGAUCAGAUGGAGCACGACCUUAUCGGACGGUCAACGUUGCAGCACCAUCCAUCGACCCACCUUCUCCCAAGCUUGCAACCUGUGGCUUUUGUUCUCUCUUUCGGAAACCAGUUCCAGCCAAAUCCACCAAAUCUAAAAGACGUAGGUGA